Messenger RNA from Entelurus aequoreus (snake pipefish), 2326 nucleotides. Its product is annotated as protein FAM13A-like. The record is from RefSeq and is a predicted model, not a curated record. The transcript is spliced from 5 exons. Gene Ontology annotation, biological process: signal transduction. NCBI's taxonomy places the organism in Eukaryota, Metazoa, Chordata, Actinopteri, Syngnathiformes, Syngnathidae. Bases 1371 to 2072 code for a protein of 233 amino acids.
UGUUCUUCGCCAGGUGUUCUUUGGCCGCCCUGGCUUACGUUUUCCCGGUGGUGUCCAUCUGAACGCUGCCUUUGGUAUCCUCUCGUUGUCCGGUUUUCGAAAAUAGCUAGCUAGGCUAUAGACUAUAUAGUAUAUACCGCAUGUUAUUUUUGUACAACAACAACUUCAGCUGUCGAACGUUAUAAGGUACAAAUUCAACAAGUACAACAUUAGCACGGACGGUAUAGCCAAGUUGUGGUUAAGAAGGUGGAUUUUUGUUCCUUAUAUUUACCAGAAACGAAGUGAUCCGAACACACGACCCGGGACUUUGGGGGACUCCAGUGAGAACCGUCCUCGUUUUCCCAGUGUAAAGCUGCGAGCCAUUUGUCUCGUCUCUGUGGGCUUUCAUCACGCUUUGGCAGAACAAAAUACAACCUUUGUUUUCCCUGUUUCCAGUUGUGGUUAGCACAACCAAAAACAACACCGUUUUUCGGCAUUUUGGAGGCAGAAUGACGGGUUUAACCAGCGUAGGUCGACAGGUUAAAGAGUAAUGGCAACGGUUUGUUUUCAACGCCAGUCUGGUUGCUAUGGCUCGAAGAACCCGUAUGUAGCUCAGUUGCCCGGAUGUCGGCCCCCACCCAUCGUUUGAAUCAGAGCACUUUGCCAAGCUUUCAUGUCCUCUAAUGCGACACACCUGUGGGCGUGGCUUGUGACGUCACCGUAACGGAAGUAGUUGACGGAUACGCUGCUCACGUUUUAAUAAAGAAAACGUCAGUUUUGCCUACACGCUUUUGAUAACGUAAUGACAACAACACUACCACAACGCUAUUGUGUGAAUAGCACACAAAAUAAAACCGCCAUUAAUUAGUCAUACUAACCUGAAAGUGCCUUACAAGUGUUCCGGCGUUACGUAAAGUAGUUCCAGUAAAACAACUCGCUGUCCAAUCCCAUUAUGUCUUUUUCGGGUAAUUUAUCGCAUCUUAAAAUGAGAAAGAAAUAACUUUCUCUGUUAUCUAAAUUGUUAAGUGGAUUGGUAAGUAAACAAGCACGCUAAAGUGACCGAACGACCACUGCGUGUGUACCGCGUCACCGCAGCAUAUUACUACGCCACUCGGCGGACUGAUUACCGGCGGCUACAAGUUACGUCAUCGUUUAGCCACCUAAUUAUUGACAUUAUGUCAUUUGUAGCGAUAAUGAAUCGAUAGAAAAAGUCAGUAGUUGUCUCACAUUAGACAACUUUCUCCGAGAGCAAAUGGCUGCAAUGAAGAUCACUACGCCCCCCAAGUAGAGCCACGUGACCUCCCUGCCCAUCAGCCGGAAAAUGGGAGGAAAACUCUCAUUAUUAUCUGUAAGUCAACUCAUUAUUAUCUCAAGAAGUGUCUUCAGUAAUCAUGCCAAUGUUCCGCAGCCCACAUACCGUUACACCUGUGCGGGUGUCAAACCCUUCAGUGGAUCCCAGGUGUGUGUUUGGCAUUUCCCUGGAGACGUUGAGAAGAAACGGGCAGAUGGUACACGGAAUACCACUUGUGUUGCGAGACAUGGUCCAGUUCUUGGAGAAACAUGGAAUGGAGUAUCAGGGGCUUUUUCAGGUGUGUGGCUCCGUGGUGAGGAUCCAUCAGCUGAGGCAGCGCUUUGACCGUGGCGAGAUUGUCAACCUGGAGAUGGAACAAGUGCCCAAUGUGGCGUCGCUCCUGAAACUGUUCUUUCAAGAACUGCCUGAACCGAUCGUGCCGGAGUACCAACGCAGACUUCUGGUCCAGAGCUUCAGAGGCAACGCAGACGAGGCCGACUUGAACAUGUCGCUGAAAAAGCACCUUUGUCGCAUCCCGGACGACAACCUCACCGUCUUGUCCUACUUCACCAACUUCCUGUCCAGAGUGGCCGCUUCCAGUCAGUUCAAUCGCAUGACGGUGGAUAACCUGGCCACCAUUUUUGGACCUUGUAUCUUUCACGUUCGAGCGGGACCAAAGAUGCUGGAGGAGCAGAGAGUGUGCAAUACUGUGUUGGUCCAUCUCUUCAGGAAGCAUAAGAUCCUCCCCCGGCCUCCUUUCAUCACCGGACCACCCUCGCCCUCGUCCUUGGCCCCCCUCUGAGGUGACCCUUUGUAUGUUUGUAAAUACUCUGAAGUUAUUGAAGACACUUGCAUUGAAAGCAAGUGGCAAGCGUCCUGAAUUGAGGGAGUGCCAUUCCUGUGGCACACACAAGACCACCACUCAGGGAGUUAAGACCCUGCAAGAUAAGCUUGAAGAAAUUCACGAUGCAGACUUUCAUGACAUGAAUAUUAUUUGCAUUGUGCGUCAGUAUGGAGUUCAGCAGCAAUAAAUGCAACUAGAACUUGUAUGGCCUG